AUGGUGGGCCCGGCGCGGACCCCGUUCCGAGGCGCCGCCGAGCCGCCGCCCCGCGCGUCCCGCUCCCCGCUGCCCAGACGGCGGCGCCGGGCGCCCCGAGCCCGGGAGCCGGACGCCGAGGAGUCGCCGCCCCGGGGCGCGGACAAAUGCGAGCUGCCGGCCACCCUGGGCGGCGGGCACCUGCCGGGCGGCCGGCGCGGGCACUCGUCGCGGAGGCCCCUCGACCUGGAGCGGCCCGACGGCGCGCGGCUGGAGAUGGUCACGCGGCGGCUGCUGCGCGGCCGUUUCCCGGUCGUCGGGCAGCUGCUGCAGCAGCUCCGGGACCAGACGACGCAGCUGCGCUCGCGUCGCCUCUCCCGGAGGAGCAUGUUGGGCCUCGCUGUCUUUGUGGCACUUUUGCACUGGGUGCACUUAAAGACACUUUUUGAAAAUGAUCGUCAUUUUUCUCACCUCUCAUCUUUGGAACGGGAAAUGACUUUUCGCACUGAAAUGGGACUUUAUUAUUCUUACUUCAAGACCAUUAUUGAUGCACCUUCAUUUUUGCAAGGACUGUGGAUGAUUAUGAAUGAUAGGAUCACUGAAUAUCCACUUGUAAUUAAUACAGUGAAACGCUUCUAUCUUUAUCCAGAGGUGAUCAUAGCCCUCUGGUAUCGCACAAUUAUGGGAAUAAUGAAUUUAUUUGGGAUAGAAACUAAGACCUGCUGGAAUGUCACCAGAAUAGAAUCUAUGAAUGAAAUUGAAAGCUGUGAAGGAUUGGGAGACCCUGCUUGCUUUUAUGUUGGUGUGAUCUUUCUUUUAAAUGGAUCACUGAUGGGAUUAUUCUUUGUAUAUGGCACAUUCCUGAGUGGAACUCAACUUGGUGGCCUAAUUACAGUAUUAUGCUACUUUUUCAACCAUGGAGAGGCUACUCGUGUGAUGUGGACACCACCUCUUCGGGAAAGCUUUUCAUAUCCAUUUCUCGUACUUGAGAUGUAUGUUUUAACUCUCAUGCUCAGGACCUCGAACCUUAAUAAAAAGCAUUUCAUUGCACUUUGUGUGUCCAAUGUUGCUUUUAUGCUUCCCUGGCAGUUUGCUCAGUUUAUCCUUUUCACACAGAUAGUCUCAUUAUUUUCCAUGUAUAUUGUGGGGUACAUUGAGCCAAGCAAAUUUCAGAAGAUCAUUUAUAUGAACAUGAUUUCUGUUUUCCUCUGUUUUAUAUUGAUGUUUGGAAAUACAAUGUAUUUAUCUUCUUAUUAUUCUUCAUCUUUGUUAAUGGCAUGCGUGAUAAUUCUAAAGAGAAAUAAAAUACAAAAAUUGGUAGUGUCUGAACUCAACUUUUGGCUAAUUCAAGGUUUUGCUUGGUUGGGUGGAACAAUCAUUUUGAAAUUUCUGACAUCUAAAAUCUUAGGUGUUUCAGACCAUAUUCGCCUGAGUGAUCUUAUAGCAGCCAGAAUUUUGAGGUAUUCAGAUUUUGAUACUUUAUUAUACACAUGUGCUCCUGAAUUUGACUUCAUGGAAAAGGCGACUCCACUGAGAUACACAAAGACAUUGUUGCUUCCAGUUGUUAUCAUGAUUGCUUGUUUUAUCUUUAAAAAGACUUUACGUGAUGUUUUAUGUGUUUUAUCGGCAAACACUUAUUUAAGAAAACAUCUCCUUGAACAUGGUGAGCUAACGUUUCACCUGUUGCAGUUGGUAUCAUUUACCAUCAUUGCCAUUUUAAUUUUGAGAAUGAAGCUGUUUUUGACGCCACACAUGUGUAUUAUGGCUUCCUUGCUAUGCUCUCAACGGCUCUUUGGCUGGCUUUUUAGCAAAAUUCGUUUUGAGAAUAUUGUGUUUGGCAUUCUAACAGUGAUGUCAAUACAGGGCUGUGCCAACCUCCAUAGCCAGUGGAGUGUGAUGGGAGAGUUUAGCAACCUGCCUCAGGAAGAGCUGAUACAGUGGAUAAAAUACAAUACCAGACAAGAUGCCGUGUUUGCUGGUGCCAUGCCCACAAUGGCUAGCAUCAAGCUCUCUACUCUUCGCCCAAUUGUGAACCACCCACAUUAUGAGGAUGCAGACUUGAGGGCUCGAACAAAAAUAGUUUAUUCUACAUACAGUCGAAAGUCUGCAAAAGAAGUAAGAGAUAAACUUAUAGAUUUAUAUGUGAAUUAUUACAUUUUUGAAGAGGCAUGGUGCGUUGUAAGAACUAAACCCGGUUGCAGCAUGCUUGAGAUUUGGGAUCUGGAAGACCCUUCCAAUGCUGCCAACCCUCCCUUAUGCAGCAUCUUGCUCAGUGAUGCAAAGCCUUACUUCACCACAGUUUUUCAGAAUAGUGUGUACAGAGUAUUGAAGGUUAAUGCAGCAUGA
Molecule: messenger RNA, 2325 nt
Organism: Sorex fumeus (smoky shrew)
Lineage: Eukaryota; Metazoa; Chordata; Mammalia; Eulipotyphla; Soricidae
Gene: DPY19L2
Product: dpy-19 like 2
Exons: 22
Coding region: 1-2325 (774 amino acids)
Biological process (GO): spermatid development
Cellular component (GO): nuclear inner membrane
Molecular function (GO): mannosyltransferase activity
Source: RefSeq, a predicted model, not a curated record